Corythoichthys intestinalis (scribbled pipefish) is the source of this 8242-nucleotide messenger RNA. Its product is annotated as protein HID1-like. Gene Ontology annotation, cellular component: membrane; Golgi medial cisterna; Golgi trans cisterna. The coding region runs from base 129 to 2516 and encodes 795 amino acids. The transcript is spliced from 19 exons. The record is from RefSeq and is a predicted model, not a curated record. Lineage: Eukaryota; Metazoa; Chordata; Actinopteri; Syngnathiformes; Syngnathidae.
CGAAACGGAACCCCGCCCCCUUCUUCCCUGGUUGACAAGCGAAAGAACGGAGGGGAGAUUACCAGGAUCCUCAGCGGCGUCGGCGCCACUCUUCUUAUCAUCAUUUAUUUAAAGCUAGACCAUCGACAAUGGGCAGCACCGACUCCAAACUCAACUUCAGGAAAGCAGUGAUUCAGCUGACGACCAAAACGCAGCCAGUGGAAGCCACAGACGACGCCUUCUGGGACCAAUUCUGGGCAGACAGCAGCACCACCGUCCAGGAUGUCUUUGCACUGGUUCCCGCUGCGGAGAUCAGGGCCUUACGAGAAGAAUCCCCCUCCAAUUUAGCCACUUUGUGCUAUAAGGCCGUGGAAAAACUCGUGCAGGGUGCAGACUCUGGCUGCCCAGGCGAGAGGGAAAAGCAGGUGGUCCUGAACUGCACUCGCAUCCUAACCCGCAUCCUGCCCUACAUCUUUGAGGACCAGGACUGGCGGGGUUUCUUCUGGUCCACCGUCCCCGGUGCGGGUCGGGCCGGGGCAGAAGAGCUAGACGAGGACGACGGCGCUCGUCCCUUGGCCGAGUCGCUCCUCUUGGCCAUCGCCGACUUGCUAUUUUGUCCAGACUUCACGGUGCACAGCCACAGAAGAGGCCCGGAUUCGGUGGAGAACAUGCACUCCAUUGACAGUUGUGAAUACAUCUGGGAAGCAGGCGUGGGCUUCGCGCAGUCGCCCCCUCUCAACUAUAUUCACGAUUUGAAUCGCACGGAGCUACUGAGAUUGCUGCUGACCUGCUUCUCCGAGGUCAUGUACCUGCCCGCUUCUACGGACAACCACGCGCUCAACCCCUGGGUCACCUUCUUCUGCUCUACUGAAAAUCGGCACGCUUUGCCCCUGUUCACCUCGUUGCUGAACGUGGUCAGCGCCUACGACCCCGUGGGCUACGGCAUCCCGUACAAUCACUUGCUUUUCUCCGAUUACCGGGAGCAACUGGUGGAGCAGGCCGUGCAGAUCCUCAUCGUCACCUUAGAGCACGACAGAGGGACGUCCCGUUGCCCGUCGUCUCCGUCCAGCAUCGAGGAACACGAGACGGCCGGCCCCGAGAACCUGUUUGUGAAUUAUUUGUCGAGGAUCCACAGAGAGGAGGACUUUGACUUUGUACUGAAAGGCUUGGCUCGUCUCCUCACCAACCCCUUGACUCAAACGUACUUGCCAAAUUCCACCAAAAAGAUCCAGUUUCACCAGGAGCUCCUGGUGCUCUUCUGGAAGCUCUGUGACUUCAAUAAGAAAUUCCUCUUUUUCGUCCUGAAGAGUAGCGAUGUACUCGAUAUUCUGGUUCCAAUCCUUUACUACCUAAAUGAUGCCAGAGCGGACCAGUCGCGCGUAGGUCUAAUGCACAUCGGCGUGUUCAUCCUGCUGCUGCUUAGCGGCGAGAGGAACUUUGGCGUGCGCCUGAACAAGCCCUACGCCCUCCACGUGCCCAUGGACAUUCCAGUCUUCACUGGCACUCACGCCGACCUGCUGAUCGUGGUCUUCCAUAAGAUCAUUACAACAGGCCACCAGCGUUUACAGCCUCUCUUUGACUGCCUGCUCACCAUUGUUGUGAACGUGUCUCCCUAUUUGAAAAGUCUGUCCAUGGUCUCGGCAAAUAAGCUGCUCCACCUGCUGGAGGCCUUCUCCACCAGUUGGUUUCUCUUCUCUGUGGCCCAGAACCACCAUCUUGUCUUUUUUCUCCUGGAGGCGUUCAACAACAUCAUCCAGUACCAGUUUGAUGGCAACUGUAACCUGGUGUACGCCAUCAUCCGCAAGCGUAACAUCUUUCAUCAACUGGCCAACCUACCGUCCGACCCGGCCUCCAUCCAGAAGGCCCUGCAGAGGAAGAAGAAAUCGCCCGACGUCAUUUCCCGCACCAGCUCGCAGGAGACCGUCUCCAUGGAGGGCUCGCGCCCCGCCGUGCCGGCAGAACCUGGCACCCUCAAGGCCAGCCUAGUCGCCAUACCUGGUAUCGACAAACUGACCGAGAAGUCUCAGGUGUCGGAGGACGGCACCAUGGUGUCCGUCUCUAAAAUGGAGCACUCAGAACAGAUCGCGGCCGGCGGGACCAGCGACACAGAGUCCAACUCCGGCAAAGACAAUGAAGAUGUUUUCUACACUGAGGCAGAAAUGGAGAGAAGACGCGUGUCAAGUGCUUCUUCAGCGUCACUUUGGGCUCCCACGCAAGACUGGGUCCUAUCCUGGAAGUGUAAGCUUCCUCUACAGACCAUCAUGCGUUUGCUUCAGGUGUUGGUUCCACAAGUGGAGAAGAUCUGCAUUGACAAGGGUCUGACAGAUGAAUCGGAGAUCCUCAAGUUCCUCCAGCAUGGCACCUUGGUGGGCCUGCUACCCGUCCCUCACCCGAUCCUCAUCCGGAAGUAUCAGGCCAACGCUGGCACGGCCAUGUGGUUUCGAACCUACAUGUGGGGCGUGGUAUACCUGCGAAAUGUAGACCCUCCCAUCUGGUACGACACAGACGUGCGGCUCUUUGAGAUCCAGAAGAUGUAGACGGCGACGUCUUCACAAUGCAUGCCAAUUGCUCUUUUUGUAUCAGUUAUCAAUACUGUCCAUCGGCAACUUGUUACAUGUUGUUCUGACCUCAAGAAUGUGCAGACGCUUGGGUGGGGGAAUCCACAUAGUGGUUCAAGUCAGGGUGGCCAGGUUGCCCCCCUCCACUGCACUUAGGAUGUCUGUUUGACACCAAGUAAAUUCUCCUAAGACCGAUUCCAGGCCAUUCCGGUUGCCAUGUAUCUCGACUUUGGAGGAAUUAAGCUCUUUUUGAUAUGCUUUAACCCUUUCAGGGGCACUGGACAGUUAUUCUUAAGUUGACCAUAGACUUCAGAAUGUAUUGACGGGGCACGGGGCCAAUAAAUAGGGGGUCUGCAUUGUUCGCGAGGCCGUCAAAGCCGACCGAGUGGAAUCACAGAGUUUUCGUCUCUGAAUUCUUUAUAGAUAUUUCCAUAAAAGUCUGUUCUUGGUUAAAAGCAAAAAAAUUGUGCAUUUACCAUUUAUUUUAUGUAAAUAUAUCAAAGUACAAUGCUAGUCUGUUAGUGAAUGUAGCUAGCUGCCGCCUGAUGUAAACAGAGCUUUUCCAGUGAAAAAUUAUUGUGAAUUAAUGCUUAAAUCCCCGAAUUCUUUAUAUAUAUGGACAUAAAACAGUCUUGAUUCUUGGUUAUAAGCAAAAAAACAACAACAUGCAGUUAGUGUUUAUUUUACCUUAAUAUGUCAAAAUACAAUGCUACUCUGUUAGUGAAUGUAGCUAGUGGCCGCUUGAUGUAAACGGAGCUUUUCCGGUGAAAAUUUUUGUGAAUAAAUGCUUAAAUCCCUGAAUUCUUUAUAGAUAUGAAUGUAAAACGGUCUGGAUUCUUGGUUAAAAGUUAAAAAAAAACAGGCAGUUUGCGUUUAUUUUACGUAAAUAUGUCAAAGUACAAAGCUAGUCUGUUAGUGAAUGUAGCUGGUGGCCGCCUGAUGUAAACGGAGCUUUUUCGGUGAAAAUUCUUGUGAAUAAAUGCUUAAAUCUCUGAAUUCUUAACAGAUGGACGUAACACAGUCUCGAUUCUUGAUUAAAAGCAAAAAAAAAAAAACAAAAAAAACAAAAAAAAAAACGUCCAGUUAGAGUUUAUUUUACGUAAAUAUGCCCAAGCACAAUGCUAGUCUGUUGGUGAAUGCAGCUAGCAGCCGCCUUAUGUAAACAAAGCUUUUCCGGUGAAUAUUCUUGUGAUUAAAUGCUUAAAUCCCCAAAUUCUUUAUAGAUAUGAACAUAAAACGGUCUCUAUUUUUGGUUAAAAACAAACAAACAAAAAACAGGCAGUUGGCAUUUAUUUUACGUAAAUAUGUCAAAGUACAAAGCUAAUCUAUUAGUGAAUGUAGCUAGCGGCCGCCUGAUGUAAACAGAGCUUUUUCGGUGAGAAUUCUUGUGAACAAAUGCUUAAAUCUCUGAAUUCUUAACAGAUAUGGAGGUAAAACAGUCUUGAUUCUUGAUUAAAAGCAAAAAAAAAACGUCCAGUUAGCGUUUAUUUUACGUAAAUAUGCCGAACUACAAUGCUAGUCUCUUAGUGAAUGUAGCUAGCAGCCGCCUUAAGUAAACAAAGCUUUUCUGGUGAAUAUUCUUGUGAAUUCUUUAUAGCUAUGAAAGUAAAACAGUGUCGAUUCUUGGUUAAAAGCAAAAAAAAAAACAUGCAAUUAGCAGUUAUUUUACGUAAAUAUUGCCAAUCAAUACUGCUAUCAAUAUGCUAAUGCAGUAGCGGCUAAUUUCUCCCAACGUUUCAAAAUGCAUGCAUGGUACGAAAACUAUAAUAAUUACCUUGAAUCCUUCCUGUUUGAAUGCAGUACAGAUUUCAUACUUUUUCAACAGAAAUCCGGCGUUAGCUGCGUGCAUGUUCGUGAAUAGCUCCUCUUGAUGUGGACGGCCCCCUACCUGAAUGCGAGGUGUACUGCAUGACCGAUCUGACCCAUCAAUACAUAAUGAAGUCUAUGAGUUGACACUUAAGACCUUUAGCUCUUCAUAGAUAUUGACUAUUUUUUUGUCUUUUUUGAAUGUAUAUAUAUUCGCAAUUGUUAUUUUUGGAAAUAUUUCAUAAAAUUAUAUAUUGAUGUAAUGUUAAAGCUAAAUUGACAUUUUAAAUGAAAACAGAAAUACUCUGGUUACAGCCACAAGUAACACUCCAAAGAUGACCCCCCCCCCCCCCCCCCCAAUAGUAUAUCACUAAUUGCAUGCAUUUAUGGCAGUAGAUGUCCAUUUUAAUUAAACAUGGAAGACCGGAUGUAAAUGCUCAUCUUUCAGUGCUAUUGACGGCACGAGACGUCCAAUCCAUUUUGACUGUCAAAUUGGAUUGGGCGUCAAGCGCCGUCAAUGGCAGCCAACGAGUUAAAUGAGUGCCCUGUAAGGGUUAAAAAAAUUGUGUAUGAAAGGGUUGAAGUGAACUUGCACCUUUUGUAUGUAACAGUACAAACUAGAUGUUAAAAAUUAUUUUUCGCUAAAUUAUUCUGAAUAUAUGUAUACAUAUCGAUAUGUAAACUUGUGUUGUGGAUAUUAAAUGCAGUUACUAAAUACUUUUGAGUCCCACAACAUUAAAAAAAAAAAAAUGGUUAUUGACCAGAAGAUGACACUGUUGCACUCCUUUGAGACAAGGGGACUUUUAAGGGUUUGUCUAGGUUCCACCUGCUCAAAGGUUAUUCAAGGUUGCAAUUUCAGUCACUUUAUCACAUUGAAAAGGUUACCCAAAAGCAAGGUCUUAAAAUGACAAGCUCGAGCACUCCCUGACUUGAGCCUUUCAUUUGAAAUCUUCAUUUGUUCUUUGCCUUUUCAUUUUCAAACACUACACAGAUGGUAACCUGUCCUGCAGUCACGCUUCAUGCCACAUUGUUUUGUGCAAACGUACGGAAACCGAGCUCAUUGUUACGAAAUAACUGGAAUCAAAACAUUUCCAUAAACUGAAAUUAUAUAAUCAAACGUGUUCUCAAAAAUAAUUAAAGGCACUACCCUUCGUUUUUGUCCACAAGCAGUUUUUACGUCAAAUUUUUUUUUUUGAACAAUUUUUUGGGCUGUAAUGUUUUUUUAAAAUCCUGACACAAAUAACCCAAUAUAUUAAAACAUGGAAGAAAAAAAACUAGCAUAAAAUAUAACGCGCCAAAAUCUAAAUAAAACUUAUUAAAUUAACGAAAAACGAGCCAAUUUUCUGGACUAUAAAUCGCACCAGCUAAAGAAUGCACAAAACGUUUUUAAAAAAGUCGGAAUGGUAAAUCGUUUUUUCACCUGCUUGACAAGGAGAAUCGGAAUAUUAGUGUCCUAUUGGUCUGAAUAGUUUCCCAUUAUGAUUGUUUGUUUUAUUAGGAGAAAGCAACAAGCAGGAAGGGGUUAAAAACAACAAACAACGAAUACAUUCAACGCCUACACUAACGAUGAAUAUAAGAGUGCUAUCGCAUGCUAGUUGUAUUUCCAGUCAACGCCAUUUGGAGGCCGGAUGACCAACAGUGUGACAAUAUCUCGAUACAGCGAUAUUUUGCAGCCCGAUUGGUUAUCGAUAUGCUCCCGCCAAGUAUCGAUACUUUUAUUUGACAUAUUGGCCAUUGGAUGCUGUAAACUGCUCAAUUUUGUUGAACAAUUCCUUGGCGGGGCGCUCAGGAGUGGUGGUGAAGGUAAAGUGCGCACAAGUCGUCUAGAGAAGAAGAGAGGAAGCUCCAAGUGGUUUGAAAAAAAAAAAGCUUCAUGGGAACGGUGGAGGAAAAAUUGACAAAAAUAUUGCUACAAAUCACAUGUGGACACACUUUAGAUUUUACACCAACAAGAAAGGAAGUAAGGUGAACAAGGACUUUGCUGCUAUUAACUAGUAAAGCGGGUAGUUAUAAUAAAGUGUUGCCAAACGUAGGAGAAUUUACAUUGCUUCUAUGCGUGGGCGGGUCUAUAAUGUCUCACUUCUACUUUACUUCCGCUUUACGAUGAGACGUCACGGUCUAAAAAUAGCAUGCGUGCUGUACACCAUUCCGAUUUUGGGGUUUUGACAGUUCAGACCACAGCCACAUUCUGGAAAAAUGUGGCCGAGAUCGGAUUUUGAGCACAUUCGAAAGUGACCUAGAUUGGAUUUGAAAUGGUCCACUUUUAUGUGGCUUUUCCUGUUCAGACCGUCAAGUUUAUGCCUCACUCGAGUCGGGGAAUAAAACUUGAAAAAAAAAAUCAAAUUCGUGCAUUAAGACCUGCGGUAUGAACGUACCCUAAUUGCGCCCAGGAAUGCAUGCAUCCCAUCUCAGACGUUAACAUACCGUAUUGGCCCGAAUAUAAGACAGCCCAGAUUAUAAGACGACCCCCUCUUUUUCAAGACAAGUUUGGAAAAAAAAAACUUUCUGAACAAUUUUUUAUACAGGAAAUUACAGUACAUCUGAAACAAAUUUGAGAAAAAACCAUGUUAUUUUGCCUCAUUCAAAUCUUAAUAUCUGAACAUUUAAAUAUGUCAACUAAAGUGCAAUCAUAUUCGUAAAUGAAUGGCUUCUGGUUUUUGAAAUUUAAACCAAUCUAUUGUGAUAAAACUGCAAUAACAGCAUUAACCAUCAAAGUGAGGUGUAACUGUAGUCUUGAAACAAAUCUGAAUAAGGAAAAACAUUGCAAUAAAAUAAUGCAAACUGGUUAAACUUGAGAGUAGCUGAGAUCCGUCAUGACAAAACAUCGCUUCAAUGAUAUCUGGCGCCAUCUAGCGUCGUAAAAGGGUAUAAUGUCUAGACCCCAAAUAUAAGACUCCCCCCACUAUUUUGGUCUUAUUUCACUGCAAAAAACACAGUCUUAUAUUCGGGCCAAUACGGUAAUAAGAACAAUGUAUUUAAUGAUAAAAUGGAGAACAGGCUAAAUAGGCAUCUGUUAACAGAUCAAGUUUUUCCUGAUAGCUAUAGCCUAAAAAUCUUGAUGUCAGAGUGGGAAAAAAAUAUAUUGCACCCGAGUUCAACUCACUGGCCCAGCCAAACUGGAAAAAAGUGCAACUUAUAGUCCAGAAAAUACAGCGUAUACAAAAAAAAAAAGUUAUUAAUAGAGAUGUCCCGAUCGAUCGGGUCCGAUCACGUCAUUUUCAAAGUAUCGGAAUCGGCAAAAAAAAUAUCGGCUAUGCCUUUUUUUAAUAUAUACUGUAUAUUUUUUUUUAUUAAAUCGUUUUCUAAAUAUUUAACGUUACAGACAUAAUGUUACACUCACACUCAUCCAGAGUCUUUAGUUUAGGCUUAUGGUACCGAUAACGGCGGUAAAUAAUUUUAAAAAUGUAUCACGUUAAAUAUUUAACGCAAUUAAUGCAUGCGUUGCACGACCCACUCACGCAUUGUCGCGCUCAAUCUGGAAUGGCACUGUUUUACCCAUUUAGAGAGAUAAAAGGCAGUGUAAAAUGAGUAGAGUGAAUUUUGGCAGCCUUUGGAGCCUUUCUUUUUUUAAUAGGGUAAAGCUUUACAAUCACUCUCCUUACGAUUAGAAAUAUCAUGAGAAGCAAGGUAGCAAUUGAUCUUUUUCUUAACACCUUAUUUCCCAACGCAGAGAAGAUAUAUUCAUUGGUAGCACUACGCACAGUCAUGGGUCCACUUCCCAUCAUGCAUUUGGGUUGAAUGGCUGCAGUAUCAUUUACUGAAAGCUCAACAAAUACUGUACACUAGAUGGCAAUAUUUAGUCACAAUAUACAAAGCCAUAAGUCUUUCUGUGGAUCCCUCUCACAGAAUGUUAAUGUAAAUGCCAUCUUGAGGAUUUAUUGUCAUAACAAACAAAUACA